Molecule: messenger RNA, 795 nt
Organism: Neurospora tetraspora
Lineage: Eukaryota; Fungi; Ascomycota; Sordariomycetes; Sordariales; Sordariaceae
Exons: 2
Coding region: 1-795 (264 amino acids)
Molecular function (GO): nucleic acid binding
Source: RefSeq, a predicted model, not a curated record
AUGUCCACAGCAGGCUCAAACACUGAAAGGAAAACCUUCGCGGCGAAAGAAGAUGAAGCAGAAGACAUCCCCCUCCACCACCUCCGCCCCUUCGGCACCGGAUUGUACAAACAACAGAUCAAAUUCGUCCCCGCCUCCGACGGCAACCUAGACUCGACCAGUUCGACGGCGGCCAAGUCCAACAAGCCAAAACUUGACGUAGCUGAUCUCUACCUGAACAUGGUCCUCGCCAACAAGGAUAAGCAAAAAGCAAAAGAAAAUCCACCAACAGCUACGGAUACCACCACCACCCCCUCAGACACAACCCAAACCACAACAACACCGCCAACAGAGCAGCAGCCACCAAUAGUACCACCACAACAGGAAAUCUGCCAAAUCUGCAGCCUCCCCUACGAACCCACUCCACAGGGAAAAGCCGCCCACGCAGCCUCCUUCGCCCAUCAAUCCCGCCUCCCACACUCCCACCCACCCUCAGCGCUCGACCGUUCGCGGAUGGGCCUCAAACACCUGACCAGCCACGGCUGGGACCCAGACGCUCGCCAGGGUCUCGGGUCUGCGGCACAGGGGAUCCAGUUCCCCAUCAAGGGCAAGAAGAAAGACGAUCACUUGGGAUUGGGGAUCGAAAUACCCAAAAAUGGACUGCUGCCACCGCCAAAGAAGAAAAAAGAGAAACUGUUGGAUGCAAAGAAGGUUCGGAAGAUGGUUGAGCAGGACAAGAGGAGGGGGGAGAGGAUACAACGGGAGUUGUGGGGGAGGGGACCGGAUUUGGAGAGGUAUUUGGGGAAGGGGGCCUAA